AUGGCUCAACCUGUACUACACUUCUGCUUGCUGGGGACGGCUCUGCUCACAGCUUUUUCAGCAGACUCCUUGUUUAACCAGAGCUCUAAUGUCACUGUGUUACGGGGACAUUCUGUUAUUCUGAACUGCUCUGUGGCUAAUAUAAAUACACCUAGAUAUACCUCACAGUGGGAUUUUAUGCAUGACAAACGGACAAUUAUACAGAUGUGGAGAAACAAUGAGAAUUAUUUAAACAAUAAAGUGUUUGUGGUACAUGAGAAAUAUGCAUCAUUAUCAUCACUGGUGAUCCAAAAGGCAGAACUAAACCAUACCGGAUACUACAACUGCAGUAUAAUUGUCACUAUACCACCUCCAACCAAGACCCUAUAUGGAACUCUAUUUCAUCUUAUUGUACAAGCUGCCCCUCAGGUGUCCCUCUCUCAAGCUCAUCAUGAUGAUAGUGUCACUGUCACCUGCACUAUAAGUGGGUUCUACCCAGAACACAUAAAAAUCUCACUCUGCAGCUCAUGUACAGGAUGCAGAGAGCUGGCAAACAGUGCCAUGCCUGUAAAAAUGCCAGAUGGGACCUACAGUAUCACACGCAGUGUCCAGCUAGGUGUCUCUGUCUGUGACAAUGACAUAGUGACGUGUACAGCAGAACAUCAAGCAGGUCGGAACAGCCAGAACAUCAGUAUCUCUCAAGGGUCACCUAGAAAUGGUAGGUCUGUCACUCAAUAA
Messenger RNA from Bombina bombina (fire-bellied toad), 717 nucleotides. Its product is annotated as protein turtle-like. NCBI's taxonomy places the organism in Eukaryota, Metazoa, Chordata, Amphibia, Anura, Bombinatoridae. The coding region runs from base 1 to 717 and encodes 238 amino acids. The record is from RefSeq and is a predicted model, not a curated record. Gene Ontology annotation, cellular component: plasma membrane. The transcript is spliced from 3 exons.